CACUUUGUACUAGUAUGCAGCAGCAGCACGAGGCCAACAAGGUGUGGCUCUUUGACGAGGCCGAGCUGCUGACGCACCACACGACGAUCGUUCACUCGCCCGAUGCGUACAUGCAGGCGCCCAAGACGAUCGGCGAUCCAACUUACGGCGGCGACGGCGACGACGUGUAUCUUGGUGGCGCAAUCCGCGAAGGCGGUGCGCUCGAGCUGCACUCGAGGGAAGCGAUUGGGCUCCUCGCACAGUACGCGGCCGUUGGCGUCGUCUACGGCUGCCUCCCCGCGCUCGUGUACCCCGUGUACGUCAAGUACAUGAACUUUGCUGGCUACGAGGCCGCUUCGUACUCGGUGCUUAUUACAAUCUGCUGGUCGUUCAAGGUCUUCCUCGGCAUGCUCUCGGACUGCUUUCCCAUCGGCGGCUACAAGCGGCGGCCGUACAUGCUCAUCGGGUGGGCCGUUUGCCUCGCGUGCAUGUGCCUCAUGGCCUUCGUGCCCUUUCCCGACCCGUACCUUGGCAAAGGCCUCGGCCUCUCGGCGGCCGCGAGAAGAAAGGUGCGUGGCGGCGACCUCUCCAACUUGACGGCCGACCAGACGCGGCUCGUGAACGUCGAUGCGGCGAGCGAAGCCAACUACUGGAUCCUCCUCUCGUCGCUCGGCAGCUUUGGCUACAUGCUCGCCGACGUGGCCGCCGACGCCAUGGUGGUCGAGUACGCGCACCGCGAGCCAAUUCAUAUCCGAGGUCGACUCCAAUCGGCGAUCUACGCGGUCCGGUACGCGUUUAGCAUGCUGCCGCUCCUCGUUGUGGGCAUUUGCAUGAACGGACCCGAGUACGACGGCAGCUUUACGUGGUCGAUCAGCCCGAACGUGAUUUUUGCGCUGCUGAUUGCGCCGUGCGCGCUGGCCAUCUGGGCGACGCUCUUCCUCAUCGUCGAGGACCGCGGCGUCAAGCCGCAUGUUCGCAGCUACCUCUGGAACCUCUGGAGCCUUCUGCGACUGCGGGUCAUGUGGCAGAUCUGCGCGUUCCGCUUCUUGAGCAAUUUCUUUUACAAUUUCGACUCCACUGCGACGCCGAUCAUCCCGAGUCUCUGGGCCAACGUCCAGCCCUUCACCAAGUCGCUCUUUGCAGUCGCCAACGCGCUGCUGACGUCGGUGGCCAUCUACAUUUGCGGGCGGUACGGCCUCAACUGGAACUGGCGCAUCACGAUCGCGCUCGCUACGAUCGGCGUUCUGACCAUCGACGGCACGAUCCUCAUGCUAACGACGUGGAAUGUUGUCCGCGAAGAGUACUUUUUUACGUCCUCCCUGCUGCCCAACAGCCUCCCAGCGGGCAUUCGGUUCAUUGUGUCGGGCUACUGCGCCGUCGAGAUUGCCGACAUUGGCAACGAAGGCGUUGUCUUUGGCCUCGUCACGACGAUCGUCAACCUCGCAACGCCCUUCUCGACGGUCUGCUACAAGCUCAUUAGCUCGUACUUGACGCUUUCGCCAAAGGAUCUGGCCGCCGACACAUACGACGUGCGCCUCCAAGUGACGUACUCGUAUGCGAUUGCGUAUGGUUUGAAACUCGUCUCGCUCGCGUUUCUGCCACUGCUGCCACCGCAAAAGGCGGCGGUGCAAAAACUCAAGCGCACCGGCGGCUCGAGCACGGUUGCUGCCUUCGCGGUGCUUCUCGUGUUCUCUGUUGCCUUGACGUUUUCGAUUGUGACCAACCUCAUGGCGCUCUUCCCGCAAACGUCGUACUAUCGCAUCGCAGGCGGCUACGGCCACCCGCGCGUCACGAGGAACAAGACCAUCUGCGGCUAGAUAUAGUAGCAAUAAUAGAGGAAACGAUGAUGCGCCUC
Saprolegnia parasitica CBS 223.65 is the source of this 1834-nucleotide messenger RNA. RefSeq lists its product as hypothetical. Bases 15 to 1796 code for a protein of 593 amino acids. The transcript has a single exon. The record is from RefSeq and is a predicted model, not a curated record. Lineage: Eukaryota; Oomycota; Saprolegniomycetes; Saprolegniales; Saprolegniaceae.